AUGAAGCGGAGGGAGCUGCAGGCGCUCUGCAAGCGCCACGGCCUCGCCGCCGGCGGCACCAACGCCGACCUCGUCGCGCGCCUCACCGCCACGCUCCCGGGUUCCGGCGAGGCGGUCGGGGUGGUGGUGGGGAAGGGGUGUCUGAAGCGGCCGGCGGGCGGGGAUUCCGAUGCGGCCAAGAGAGUCUCCUUCGACGUCGAGGAGGCGGAGGCGGGUGCCAGCGGGGGAGCACGCCGGGGGUCCCUGGCGACGGGUUCGCCGGCUGUCCCCAGGAAACGGGGGAGGCCCAAGGCCGGGGAGGCUCCUCCUCCUGCCGCCGCCAGAGGAAACGGAGGGGGUCGGCGGCUGACGCGUUCCCAAGCCGGCGGAGAUUCCGCUGACGAGAGUGACUCUGGAGAGGCAGAUGGUCCGGCGAGGCGGUCCGACACUCGGAAGAACCCACCCAAGGCUGAGCAGGAAGAGGAUGCAGCUGGCAGGAGGCAUCAGCUGAAGCGGAAGACCAGGGAGAACGAUAUCGAGGAUGUGGAUGGCAGCCUGCAAGCCGGAGUUUCUCGUAGGAGCACGAGGUCGGGUAGCCUUCUGGUCGAGCCUGAUGCCUUGCUGUCUCCUGUUGAGAAGAAAAGAGGGAGGAGGAAGGUGGCCGAUGCCAAGGAGAAAACAUCCGUCGCGGAGCAGCCGACCCAAGCUCUACCUUCAGGUAGAACUCUAAGAUCUGGAGCGGUGGUGGUCGCUCCAGUGCCACCUGUUGUUUCCGAUAGUAAGAAAGGCAAGAGGGAGGUGCAGGAGGAGGAGCCUGCUGUGGAGAAGGUGGCCGAGGUUGAAAUGUCUCCUGUUGUGAAGAAAAGAGGGAGGAGGAAGGCAGCAGAUGCCAAGGAAAAGACAUCAGUCACAGAGCAGCCUACUGAAGCUCUACCUUCAGGUAGAACUCUAAGAUCUGGAGUGGUGGUGGUCGCUCCAGUGCCUCCUAUUGUUCCUGACAGUAAGAAAAGCAAGAGGGAGGUGCAGGAGGAGGAACCUGUUGUGGAGAAGGUGGCUCAGGUUGAAAUAUCUCGUAGGACUACACGAUCAGGCACAGUAGCAGCUCCCUUGACUUCGCCCAAGGUCAUUGCAAAGAAAAGGGGGAGAAAGGCAGAUGAUGUGCACUCGGAUUCAGGGCUGGAUAAGAAAACGGAAAAUAAGAGGCAAUCCAGUAGACUCGGUAGUAGCAUUCACCAUCCUGCUUCUGCUGAAGAGGAAGCAACUCUUGAACAAGCUGCUGCUCCCAUCAAGGGGCUCCCACCAAGGAUAACUCGUGGAACCAUGCUCAGUGGCGCCAAGGAUGGCGUGGAAAAGCUAGACGAGCAUGUGGGGUUGAAAAAGAGUAAACUCCGGAAAGGCAGUGCAACGGUAGCUACAAGUGGCGGUGAAGUUCCAUUUUCUGAUGGCAGUGGUAAGGCUUCUGCUACAGACAUGCAAAUAGAGGUACCUGGGCCCGUGAGAAGAUUUACACGGAAAUCUGUUGUUCCAUCGUCUCUUGAGCCUGAAACUAAUGGCACACAUGAAGAUGUGGAGAAGAAACAAACUGUGACAAAACCUGCUGGGAGAUCAACCCGUAGAUCUGUUGCCCCGGUUAUACUUGAGAAAGAGAGCAAGGGUCUCACUAAAAAAAUCGUUCCUGAAGAUGUGGAGAAGAAACAAGCAGUGACGAAACCUGUUGCGAGAUCAACCCGUAGAUCUGUUGCCCCUGUUAUACUUGUGAAAGAGAGCAAGGGUCUCACUAAAGAAAUUGUUCCUGAAGUGCAUGCUAAGCGACCAACACGGAAAUCUGUUGUCCCAGCUAUGCUUGAGAAGCAACCAACAGUCAAGCAACCUGUUAGAAGGUUAACACGGAAAUCCGCUGUCCCAGCUAUGCCUGAGAAAGAUAAGAAGGUUGUACCUGAUAUGCUCAAUAAUGACAAAGAGGAUCGUACUGAAAUGCAAAGUGAUACAGCUGGACAUUUGGAGAAACAACUAGCAGUGAAGGAGCCUGUGAUGAAAUCAGCUAGUAAUUCUGUUGUCCCAGAUGUGAUCGAGAAAGAGAAUGAGGGUUUAAACGAAGAAUUGAAGUCAGAAGUUUCUGCGAGGACACCAGCAUGUAAGUCUGCUGUUCCUAAUGCUGUUACUAAGAACAAUAAGGAUCACAAUGAAUUUGUCAGAACGGAAGAGCUGAGUGUUAAGACAAGGAGUGCACAUACAAUCCAAGUUGCUUUGCAGAAUGAUGAGAGUCUGCAGCGAACAACACGCAGAUCUUCGAAGUUAGUGACAUCACCGCCACAAUCGAAGCCCACUGCUUCAAAGGGAAGACCUGCGAAGAGGAGACGGACAUCAUCUUUGCAAGAAGAUAUUCCUGCUGAAGAGCAGGAGGAAGACCAAAUUGCGUAUGGAGCCCACACGAAAGAUGUAAUUGAAGUAAAAACUACUACUGACUUGGAAAUUGGAGUGCUGCCAUCUGCAGCUGAAAAAUCAGAUUCGCGGGAUCCACAGCUUAACACUGAGCUGGCGAGCAUGAUAGCUGAGGAACCUAGAGCCCACAAAGAUGAUGUGAUUGAAGUAGCAGCUUCUACUGACUUGGGGAUUGGAGUGCUGCCAUUCACAGAUGAAAAAUCAGAUUUGCAGGAUCCACAGCUUAACUCUGAGCUGGAGGGCUUGGUAGUUGUGGAACCUGGAGCCCACACAGAUGAUGUGAUUGAAGUAGCAACUUUUACUGACUUGGAAAUUGAAGUGCUGCCAUUCGCAGCUGAGAAAUCAGAUUUGCGGGAGUCACAGCUCAACUCUGAGCUGGAGGGCAUUGCAGCUGUGGAACCUGGCCUUAGCCGUGAUGAAGAUGAUACUAAUGUUUUGGAAAGUGAGCUGGAGGGUACAGCAGGUACUUCUACUGACUUGGAAAUUGGGGUGCUGCCAUUCGCAGCUGAGAAAUCAGUUUUGCGGGAUUCACAGCUCAACUCUGAGCUGGUGGGCAUGGCAGCUGUGGAACCUGGCCUUAGCCGUGAUGAAGAUGAUACUGAUGUUUUGGAAAGUGAGCUGGAGGGUACAGCAGGUACCACUGAGAAGCCUCCAUCCAAUUUACCAAUUCCGGACAGUAAACAUGUAGGAGCUUUAUCAGAGGAGGCAGUGCACUCAAUUGAAAGUGAUGCUGGAAGGUGCUCUGCAAAUUUUGAACAAUCACCCACUGGGCUACAGUUCCUAUUCUCACAGGGAAUCGCAGAAAGAUCCGCUACACAUAAUGCAAUUCCAUGUCCUGAAAACAGUGUAGAAGAAUCAGAUGUCCACAAGGUUGAAUGUCAAGUUGAAACAGCUGUUUCUUCAAAAUCUGACUCAUAUAAUUGCUCUGAUGAAAAUUCAGUAAGAGCCGAAGAAAGCGGGGGUUGUACAUUUUCGUCUCAGCAAAAUAAUGAACAAGAAGGGUUUUCAGUAUCCAGUUGCCCAAAAGAUUUGGUUUCGUCUGCCCAGUUAGAUCCGCCCGAGGAUGCGGAUCAUGUAGUGAGGGAUGUUUUUACGAAGGACUUGAUUUGCAAGGAGGAAGAGAAAAAGCACUAUAUUCCUUCUUCAGAUAUUAAUGUUCCUCAUGAAAUAUCUCCUGCCAAUGAACCUGCCGAGAAUGCUUCUGGUGUUAGUGGAGAUGUAUUUUGCAUUUCACAGAGCACCCGUAUUUUUGAUGAAGCUAACUCUGAUUCUUCACGAUCAGAAUCAGCGGAUGCUUUGUAUAAUCGAAUAGCAUCUUCCAAUACUGAAGCAGUUCAACAAGAUAAUAAAGAGGAGUGGAAUCUACACAAUGGAGUCACUCAUGGCAUCCAUGGGAGUGGCAUGUCCGAAGCUGCACAGGUUGAGGCAUCAGGGAGUGGAAAAAUGCUGCUGCCAGAUGUAGAAACAUCAGCAUUUCAAGAUGCACAGAUUAACCACAAGCAGGAGGGCAAUGAAUCUGAAGAACACAGCUUUAGCUGCAGUAAAGACGAAUCUGGGAAGAACGAUAUGUCUCAGCUGGCCAAUGAAUAUGUUUUGGAUUCUAGCCAGGAGAAGGAGCUUGAGCUCUCACACGACCUAUCUGCUGUUAAAUCUCCGAAAGUAUCUACAACUUGUCAGGAUGAUGAGCUUGUAAUAGGAUCAGGGAUUGGUCAAACUAGUGGUUGCAUAGUACAAGGAAACAACAUUGCUAUGAAUGCCCCUGGUACUGUGGAGCAAGGGGAUGACUUGAACCCAUCUGCAACUGCCUUGCUCAGCAACAGGGAGAACACACCUGCCUCUAAAAUUGACGCUCCUGAGGUUAGCAGUGAUAACUUGUUCGUGGUGGAUUCGUCUGCACCAGCGGUGCAGAGUGUCAGUGGUAGACUGAGGGAGGCAGGACUUGCUGUGGACAAUCCUGAUAAUAAAAUAUGUAUGGAGCAGGUCAAGCAGCAAGUACUAGAAGGUACCCUAGAGAACACAGCACUAGGUUCAGCUACACCCGAGUCUAAUCAACAACGUGGAUUAUUUGAAGAAGCAGAACUACACUCAUUAACGGAGGAGAGAUGUUCAGCCUCUGUUACACCAGAGGGUAAACAUGACUGUGGAUUACCUGAUGAAGUAGAACCACACUCAUCGAAGAAUGAGAGAUGUUCAACAGGUGUUGAACAAUCACCUUUUAGUCUGCAGCAUCUUUUUUCGCAGGAAAGCAUAGAAGAACCCUAUGAAAAUGUUGCCGUUGCAGUUCAUGCUAAAAAUGAAGUUGAUAAGUCAAAAGACAUCCAUGUGGAAUGCGGAGUUGGUAAAUCACCUGUGCAAGAAGCUGUUUCAGACCAUGAUAGCAGUGUUGAUUUUGGUGCAGUUUCCAAAAGUGAAGAUUGCGCGCAUACUUCUGAUGAAGGAUUAGCGAUGUCUUGCCAUGAACAAGAACAGAUGACAUGUCAGCUAGACUCGUUGGAGGCUGCAAAUUGCAUGAAGGAAUUUACUAAUCCUGAGGAAGUACCGUAUGAUGAAGAAAAUAAGAAGCCUGUUCAUUCUACAUACAUUAUUUCUUCCUGUGAACCAAUACAUGCAAAUGAACCGGUUAAGCAUGCUUGUAGUCUUGGUGAUGGUCCAUUGAGCAGCUCACCAGUAGCUUCCACUGAUGGCACUGAUGUGCAUCCGCGUUCUAAUCCUAACCAGAUUGAAUCAAUUGAUUUCCUGGAUGAGCCAAAAGGGUCUUCCACUACUGACGCACUACAGCAGGGUCUCAAAGAGCAAUGCGACGAGCCUAAGGAAAACCAAGUUACUUUAUUGAGCACCUCACUUCUUGCUUCUACUGGUGACACUGAUGUGCAUCCGAGUUCUAAUCCUAACCAAUUCGAAUCAACUGAUCUCCUGGAUGAACCGAAAGGGCGUUCCAGUACUGAAGCACUACAGCAGGGUCUCAAAGAGCAAAGUGACGAACUGAAGGAAGAUGAUAGGAUAGGAGCUGAGACAGCCAAAGACUUGGAAAGUGAAGUUGAGAAAAUGGAUUCUUCAGAACCUGAUUCCAGUAAAGGAUCUGAUAUGCAUGGUGAUCUUGUGCUUCCAAGUGCUGAAAAUAAAUAUGAUGCCGUCACUUGUCAUGCUGACCCACAAGUUGAGAAAAUAGUUCCUUCAGAACAUGAUUCACAUCAAGGCUCUCAUGAACAUUCAACCCUAGAUGAAGGAAUUAGGGGUUGCAAGCUUUCGUCUCAGCUAGAACAUGAAAAAGAUGAGCAGCUAAUACUCCCUUUGCUGGCUGCAGAAACAUCAGCUUUGGCAGAUGAGCAGGCUAACUCCAAGCUGGAGGCAGGUGCAUUUGAGAAAUGCAACUUCAGUAGUGAAGACACAUCUCAGCUAGAACAUGAAAAAGAUGAGCAGACUCUAGCCCCUCUGCUACCUGCAGAAACAUCGGAUUUGUCGGAUGUGCAGGCUAACCCAAAACUGGAGGCGGGUAAAUUUGAGAAAUGCAACUUCAGUAGUGAAGGCACAUCUCAGCUAGAACAUGAAAAAGAUGAGCAGACUCUAGCCCCUCUGCUAGCUGCAGAAACAUCGGUUUUGUCAGAUGUGCAGGCUAACCAUGAGCUGAAGGCGGGUGAAUUUGAGAAAAGCAACUUUAGCAGGGAAGACACAAGUGGCAAAAUUGGUAUUGAAUUCCAAUUGCACAAGGACUCUCAUAUGGAUCCUAUCCAGGAAAAGGAUCUCCCAAAUGACCUAUCUGCACCUAAAUCUUCUGAACAAUCCACAAUUAUUCAGAAUGCGAAAACCUUGGCUUUGUUGGAUGAGCAGCCUAACCCUGAGCUGGAGGGGACUGAAUUCAAGGAAUUGAAAAGUAAAGAAGACUCCCAUGUGGAUCCUAUCGAGGAAAAGGAUCACCCAAAUGACCUACAUGCACCUAAAUCUCCCGAACAAACCACAGUUAUUCAGGAUGCGAAAACAUUGGCUAUGCUGGAUGAACAGCCUAACCCCGAGCUGGAGGCAGGUGAAUUUGAGGAACACAACUUAACCAGUGGAGACGCAGGUGCCAUAUUUGGUACUGCAUAUGUUAAGGCCGAUCUAUUGCAGUUGCAUGAAGACUAUCAUCCUAUCCAGGGAAAGAAGCUCCCAGAUGAACUACCCGCACCUAAAUCUCCUGUACAAUCCACAGUUGGUCAGGAUGCAGGAACAUCGACUUGGUUGGAUGGACAGCCUAACCCUGAGCUAGAGGCAGGUCAAUUUGAGGAAUGUAACUUCAGUAGCGAAGAUACAAGUGGUCAGGAUGCAGGAACAUCGACUUGGUUCGAUAGACAGCCUAACCGUGAGCUGGAGGCAGGUGAAUUUGAAGAAUGUAACUUUACUAGCGAAGAUACAGGUGGCAUAUUUGGUACUGGCUAUGAUGGGAGCAGUCUAUUCGAGUUGCAUGAACCUAUCCAGGGAAAGGAGCUCCCAAGUUACCCACCUGCACCGGAAUCUCCUAAACAGUCCAUUAUUGGUCAGGAUGAGAAAACUUUUGGAUCAGAUACAUCUCCAUUGCUGUAUGAGGAGUUGGACCUCGAGCUCGAGGGUGAGGAUUACAAAGAUGGUAAGAAAGAAUACAAUGAGCGUAAUGAUGAUCAAGCCACUGCAGCCAUGCUUUCAACUGGCAUGACCAAACCCACACUGACCGAUGGAUUGGAAAGUGGUAUGGCACGGGUGUCAGCUGCAGGAACGCCAGCAUUGACAGAUGAACAGCUUAACUCUAAGCUGGAGGAUGAUAAAGAACAAAACCUUUGCUUUGAUACUGACACUAGCAACUUCUCUGACGCUGGAUUAAUGGAGAACAGAAAUCUCUUUAGCUUGCCUGAAGACGUGCAUACUGAAGCUUGCUAUGAACGUGAGCUUCCAAUUGGUACACCCACAGCUAAAUCUGCUGGAGCAUCUGCAGUUUGUCCAUAUGGGAGUGUUCCUGGAUCAGUAGGAACCUGUCAAACUAGUAUUAGCACAAAGCUGCAGCGAUUCAAAAUUUCGAGCGCGGUCAAAGGAAGUUACAUCACGGAGCAAGGGGAGAACCUGAGGCCGAUUUCUCUGCAUGGGAACACGGAGAAUGUCCCUGCAGCAAACCCAGAUCACCCCGCAGAGCUGGACACAGACUGGUUGGAUGAGGACUCGUCAAGGCAAGGAGGCAACGAUGGAUUGUAGGUUGUUAAGUUAGUGUUCAGAGUUCAUUCUUCAACCUUUGGUUGAACGAAGAGACUAUAUCUGCCAGGAAACAAAGUCAGUUAUAUAUCUCACAGCGUGCUGCUGUGCUUAUAUAUUAACAAAGUGCCUCUUAGUUUGUCUUGUAGUUUAGUGUGUCGGUGAUAGUAGUAGACUCUGGUGCAGUUGUCUAAAGUAUUAUUAACCUUAGGUUGGUCUUGUGAUCCUGGCAUCAUGAACUUGUUAAUAUACCUGCGUUUGUCAUCA
Molecule: messenger RNA, 7881 nt
Organism: Lolium rigidum
Lineage: Eukaryota; Viridiplantae; Streptophyta; Magnoliopsida; Poales; Poaceae
Exons: 14
Coding region: 1-7617 (2538 amino acids)
Source: RefSeq, a predicted model, not a curated record